AUGGCGUCGUCCACGGCCUCGCUCGCCCCCGCGGCCGCGAUGCUGGAGCGGCUGGGCCUCCGCGUCGCGCCCACCGACGCCGCCGCGGACGACCACCACCAGGCCGUCCCGGGGCUCCUCCCGCUGUGCUGCGCCGUGCAGCACUACGAGUGGGGCCGCCGCGGCGCCGACUCCCUCGUCGCGCGCCUCGCCGGCGAGGGCGGCGAGGACGGAGGACGGCCCUGCGCCGAGCUCUGGAUGGGCACGCACCCGGCCGCGCCAUCCUCGCUCGCGCCCGACGUCUCGCUCCGCGACUGGGUCGCGCGUAACCCCGCCGCGCUCGGCCGCGACGUCGCCGCGCGAUGGGGCGGCGACCUUCCCUUCCUCUUCAAGGUGCUGUCGGUGGCGAAGGCGCUGUCGAUCCAGGCGCACCCGGACCGGGAGCUCGCCGCGGCGCUGCACGCGCUGCGCCCGGCCACGUACCGCGACGCCAACCACAAGCCCGAGAUGGCCGUCGCCGUCACCGAGUUCCACGCGCUCUGCGGCUUCGCCGCCACACAGGAGCUCAAGGAAGUAUUGAGGACUGUACCCGAGGUUCAGGAAUUAGUUGGCAAAGAAGAAUCUCGGAAGCUUUUGGGUGUCAAAGAGCAAGAUGGGGGGAUUGGUGUGAGGUCGUAUCUGAAUUCAGCUUUCACCAAGUUAAUGACAGCGAGUGACGAAGCAGUUUCUGAAGCAAUUGCAAACCUUAGGACUCGCUUGAACAGUGAGAGCAAGGCUAGAAGUUUAACACAGAAGGAGCAACUUGUUUUGUCAUUGGAGAAGCAGUACCCAGGAGAUGUUGGUGUGCUGGCAGCGUUCUUCCUAAAUUUUGUUAAGCUAAAUCCUGGUGAAGCACUUUAUGUUAGUGCCAACGAACCUCAUGCAUAUCUCUCAGGGGAGUGCAUCGAAUGUAUGGCCACUUCAGACAACGUUGUCCGUGCAGGUCUAACUCCGAAAUACAGAGAUGUGCAAACUCUCUGCUCGAUGUUGACUUAUAAUCAGGCCUUCCCAGAAAUUUUGCAAGGAAUGCCUGUACAGCCUUAUGUGACUCGUUACACCCCAUCAACUGACGAAUUUGAAGUUGACCGCUACUUGCUACCUCCUGGCAAAUCAGUCACCAUGUCUCCGGUGCCUGGUCCAUCCAUAUUCAUCGUCAUGACAGGAGAAGGAGAAAUCCAGGCAGGCUUCAUGACUGACAGCGCAAAGGCAAAGGAAGGUGACGUUUUCUUUGUGCCGGCUCACACCAAGGUCAAGCUCUACACUUCGUCCCCCAGGCUAAGUUUAGCAAAGAAGGAGCAACUUGUUUUGUCAUUGGAGAAGCAGUACCCAGGAGAUGUUGGUGUUCUGGCAGCGUUCUUCCUAAAUUUUGUUAAGCUCAAUCCUGGUGAAGCACUUUAUGUUAGUGCCAACGAACCUCAUGCAUAUCUCCCAGGGGAGUGCAUCGAAUGUAUGGCCACUUUAGACAACCGUGCAGGUCUAACUCCGAAAUACAGAGAUGCGCAAACUCUCUGCUCGAUGUUGACUUAUAAUCAGUCCUUCCCGGAAAUUAAGCAAGGAAUGCCUGUACAGCCUUAUGUGACUCGUUACGCCCAAUCAACUGACGAAUUUGAAGUUGACCGCUACUUGCUACCUCCUGGCAAAUCAGUCACCAUGUCUCCGGUGCCUGGUCCAUCCAUAUUCAUCGUCAUGACAGGAGAAGGAGAAAUCCAGGCAGGCUUCAUGACUGACAGCGCAAAGGCAAAGGAAGGUGACGUUUUCUUUGUGCCGGCUCACACCAAGGUCAAGCUCUACACUUCGUCCCCCAGGUCCAUGCAGCUGUACAGGGCUGGGGUAAACAGCAGUUUCCUGAGUUGA
This is a messenger RNA of Miscanthus lutarioriparius, 1872 nucleotides long. NCBI's taxonomy places the organism in Eukaryota, Viridiplantae, Streptophyta, Magnoliopsida, Poales, Poaceae. The record is from the annotation of a GenBank genome assembly.